This is a messenger RNA of Xiphias gladius (swordfish), 1349 nucleotides long. It is a transcript of the gene mrpl13, whose product is annotated as mitochondrial ribosomal protein L13. The coding region runs from base 280 to 819 and encodes 179 amino acids. NCBI's taxonomy places the organism in Eukaryota, Metazoa, Chordata, Actinopteri, Istiophoriformes, Xiphiidae. Gene Ontology annotation, biological process: negative regulation of translation; translation. The transcript has 7 exons. Gene Ontology annotation, molecular function: mRNA binding; structural constituent of ribosome. The record is from RefSeq and is a predicted model, not a curated record. Gene Ontology annotation, cellular component: mitochondrial large ribosomal subunit; ribosome.
CGACCGGGUAGAAACUACUGUUCGAUUGACUCUUAAAUAAAUGCUAAAACAAUUAUCAUCGAAGAUUUAUAUAGAUUGUCAUGUAGAUUUACUAAUAAGUCAAGUGAGUGUGCUGAUGAAAUGUCGGUACAUUUUGCUACAUGAGCUAGAUAUAGCUAAAGCUGUAACAUAGGAACAGCGAAGUCUCAAAUCUUGUUUCAACCGAAUAAAGUUACCGAAUGGACCGUUGCUCACGUUAAGGGUCAAAUGUAUUGAGGAUGUGCUUGUAGUGUCGUUGAAAUGUCAAGUUUCUCCAGAUCUGCCCAGCAAUGGGCAACCUUUGCCCGCUCCUGGUUCUUAAUAGAUGCCAGGAUGCAGCCUCCUGGGAAGAUCGCAAGCAUGUGUUCUGUUAGAUUACAGGGGAAGCACAAACCUAUCUACCAUUCAAUGAGUGACUGUGGUGACCAUGUGGUAGUAAUAAACACCAAACAUAUAGCUUUCUCUGGAAACAAAUGGGAGCAGAAAGUCUACUCAUCACACACAGGGUAUCCAGGUGGAUUCAAACAAGUCACAGCUGCCCAGCUGCAUCAAAAAGACCCAAAAGCUAUUGUGAAGUUGUCAGUUUACGGCAUGCUUCCUAAGAAUCUACACCGGCGCACCAUGAUGCAGCGAUUACACAUCUUCCCUGAUGAUGAGCUGCCAGAGGACAUCCGAGCCAACCUGACGGAGGAGCUGCCUCAGCCCAGAGAAAUCCCCAGGAAACUCAGCGAGUACACCCAGGAGGAGAUAGACGCCUUCCCCAGGCUUUGGACACCACCUGAAGACUACAAGAUGAAAUGAAAUCCAGGCUGCCUGACAUGAGCAAAACUGAAGACUUUCACAUUCACACUAACUGCAAGCAACAGUUUCCUCAAAUUUAUUUGCAGUUAUGAUACAUGCCAAAAAAGUAUCGCAAGUCAAAAGUUCAAAAACACAAGAACUGAUUUUCUCCGUUCAGAUGAAACAUCACAAAAACAAAAUCAGAUUGUGUAAAUCAGGCAACAGCGGCUCUGAUCAGAGAAAUUCAGAUUCUGUGGGUUUUGCUCUGAUUAUACAACCAUGAAAUGAACAGUUAUGGCCCAUAAAAAAUGACAUCUGUUAGAGCUGAUCCUGCCUGUGUAGGUUUGUUGGUUCACAGCGAAACCAAUUAAUGUGUUACCAUGACAACAUUCAGGCCAUCAGUGUGGUUUCAGUAGAAAAUUUGAACACUGGUCAGGAAAUCCUGAGCUUUUCUUCUUGUCAAUGUGCUAGAACUUCCCAUACUGUUGUCAAAUACAAAUCAAUUUUUAUUUGAAUUGUAAAAUAGGCUAAUAAACAAUUUAAUUCACUUG